Aspergillus heteromorphus CBS 117.55 is the source of this 347-nucleotide messenger RNA. RefSeq lists its product as uncharacterized. The coding region runs from base 96 to 278 and encodes 60 amino acids. The transcript is spliced from 2 exons. The record is from RefSeq and is a predicted model, not a curated record. NCBI's taxonomy places the organism in Eukaryota, Fungi, Ascomycota, Eurotiomycetes, Eurotiales, Aspergillaceae.
CAACCAGCUAUCUACCCACAGAGCUUCAUAUGGUGAAGAUAACUACCUAAGUAAGUGAGAAGUAAGCAGAGAGGGUUUAUAGAGUACAUCCCAUCAUGAAACUCGGAGAAAGGUACAUACCUACCUACCUACCUACCUACUACCUAGGUGCACACAUAUGUACCUACCUAUGUACUCCGUACAUACAUAAGAGCGGCAAGCAGCAUUGGCACCUGAGACGUCACAGAACAGAUGGAGUUGCGCAAGCAAGCAAUCAAGCAAGCCAGGUACUCGGGUGAGAGACGGGCAUGAAUGCUGCAGGAUUGCGGAUUUGCAGUUACAGUCACAGAGUUACAAGGAUUGCAGAU